UUACAAUACUUUUAUAGUAAUAACUAUUAACUAAUAUUAUAAUGUAUUAUUAAUAUUUAAUUUUAAUAUUACUGUACUUACAAGUAUACGACUGCUACAAAUACUGAAGUACCUUAGUACCUAAAAAAUUAUAUUUUUUUUUUUUUUUGAAAACAUGACAUAGACCAUAAUUGAAAACUGCUUUUAUUCGAUGUGUCCAAAUAUUUUUUCGAUUUCGUUCUUGUCAACUGUAGUGGCAACUGUUACAUAAAUUUCAUAUGUAAAAGUGCAUCUUAUGUUUAUAAUUUUUUGUUUUUGUUUCCAAUGAUCUUAAUACUAUAAUAAUGUUCCAUUUGUUUUAUUUAACAAGACUGAAGACUGUUUUUGAAUUGAUCAAACACAAAUUAAAUGAAUAUACAUAUUAUUAUUUGAUAUUGCUUCUCGCUUCUUCUAUAAUUUACAAUGAAUGGUUGGUUUAUUCACUGUAUGCAAGUAAAUGGCCAACAUUAUAUUGUGGUAAUGAGAAGUUCUGCAAAACAAUCUUACUAGUUGCUGAUCCACAAAUAUUAGGGGAGGAAAGAGAAAAUAUAUUAGCACGCUGGGAUAGUGAUCGAUAUUUAUUCAAUACAUAUGGUCGAGCAUUGCAGCAUGUGAAGCCUGAUAAUGUUAUAUUUAUGGGUGAUUUAAUAGAUGAAGGAUCAUUAGCUGAUCAAAAAACUUUUGAAAGAUAUUUACAUAGAUUUAGUAAAAUAUUUUUUUUAAAAAACACAGUUCCUCUUGCAUCUAAGAAUGUAAUUUUUAUCCCAGGUGAUAAUGAUAUUGGUGGAGAUGAAGAAAUUGUAAUUCGUGAAAAAAUUGAUAGAUUUCAUCUUUACUUUGGUUCGCCUGGAAUAAUUGAAAAUGAAGAAAUAGAAUUUGUCAUGGUAAAUCAACUGAUAGAUUUAAUGCCAACAAACAUCAACCCUACAAAUCGAACAAAUACUAUGAAAAUUAUGUUUUCACAUAUUCCUUUGACAACAAAAUGGACAAAAUUCACAGAUAAAGUUAUUAAUGAGUUCAAAAGUGAAUUUAUAUUCUCAGCUCAUGAUCAUUCAUCUUUCAAUUUUAUUAGUGACAUUAAAAAAAGAAAACAUACAUAUGUUCAAAGGCUUGAACGUAACAGUUUUGAUGAAAUGUCCAGUGCUCAAUGGAGGUUUGGACAACAGUCACCCAAUUCAGUCAGUGAAAUAAUAGUGCCAACCUGUUCAUAUAGAAUGGGAUCAAAUAAUGUAGGAUAUGGUGUAUUAACAAUUGAUACAUUCAGACACUCUGUCACAUACACUAUUUUAUGGCUUCCAUCAAGAUUUGCUUGUCUCUAUGUGUACCUGUAUGUUUUAAUAUUAUGCAUUAUUUUGUAUUUCUUACAUUUAAUUACUAGAAAUAGCAAAACAAUCAUAUACAGGGUUAUGUAACCAUUUAAAUAUAGAAUGCACAUUAUACAUUGCAUUUAAUUAUAAUAUUGAUAUACUUAUAAGGUUAACUUUAAGUGAUGAUUUUUUGAAUACUAAAAUAAUGUAUUACAAAAUAAACUUAACUAAAUAAAACGACGCACAAAAAUAUAUACUUUAAUAAUUUUUUCAAAAUGUAAAUAAGAUAUCAUUUUUUAUGACAAUCCUUUUUCUAAAUAUGUAUUUAUCAUUACUUUUUCAUUAAUAAUACCAAUUGUAUUUGUUAUAAAA
Messenger RNA from Rhopalosiphum padi (bird cherry-oat aphid), 1697 nucleotides. It is a transcript of the gene Mppe, whose product is annotated as metallophosphoesterase 1 homolog. NCBI's taxonomy places the organism in Eukaryota, Metazoa, Arthropoda, Insecta, Hemiptera, Aphididae. The record is from RefSeq and is a predicted model, not a curated record. The transcript has 6 exons. Gene Ontology annotation, cellular component: endoplasmic reticulum. Bases 324 to 1430 code for a protein of 368 amino acids. Gene Ontology annotation, biological process: GPI anchor biosynthetic process. Gene Ontology annotation, molecular function: hydrolase activity.